AUGGUGAAAGGGGGAAAAUUGAGGAAUCGGAGUGAAACACUUGAGAUCGAUACAUCUGCAGUGAGGAUCACUCGCGGAUCAGUCGUGCUUGAAGAUCCAGAGGUGGAAUUGGUGAAACAACAACGUAAUCUCAAAUCGGAAGGAUAUGGAACUCACGGUUCUGCGUCAAAGUCAUCGGAAACUUUCGACAGUCCGUUAAGUCUUCAAUCGUCCGAUCACCCAGGUUUGAUGAUUGUUGCUCAUGAUCUUGAUGGAACGAAUUACAAUAGCUGGUCUAUUGCGAUGAGGAUUAGUCUAGAUGCUAAGAACAAACUCAGUUUCAUUGAUGGAUCCUUACCUAGGUCAUGUGAUAGUGAUUACGAUUUCAAGAUCUGGAGUAGAUGCAAUAGUAUGGUGAAGUCAUGGAUUCUCAAUGUUGUGAGCAAGGAAAUCUAUGAUAAUAUCUUAUACUAUCAAGAUGCAGCAGAAAUGUGGGAUGAUUUGUUCACAAGAUUUAAAGUGAAUAAUCUACCAAGAAGGUAUCAACUCGAACAAGCUGUAAUGACUUUGAGACAAGGUCAACUUGAUUUAUCAAGCUACUUCACGAAGAAGAAGACUUUGUGGGAACAGCUAGCCAACACUAAGUCUAGAAAUGUGAAGAAGUGUGAUUGUGAUCAUGUCAAGGAGUUGCUUGAAGAAGCUGAUACGAGUCGUGUGAUACAAUUCCUCAUGGGAAUGAAUGAUGAAUUCAAUAGUAUCAGAAGUCAUAUACUGAACAUGAAGCCUAGACCAGGAUUGAAUGAGAUUUAUAACAUGUUGGAUCAAGAUGAGAGUCAAAGAUUAGUGGGAGUUUCUUCUAGGCCAAAGCCACCUCCUACUGCUUUCCAGUCUCAAGCGGUGAUUCCGGAUCAAAACUCAAUUCUGAUGGCUCAAGGAAACUUUCAAAAGCCCAAAUGUUCUCAUUGUUCUCGAGUUGGUCUCACUACGGACAAGUGUUACAAAAUUCACGGAUAUCCGCCUGGUCAUCCAAGAGCUAAGAAGAACAAUUAUGUUGGAAGUACAAACUUGGCGAAUACUGGACAGAUUGAGGAUCAGAAGGAUCAAAUGGGGACAUAA
Camelina sativa (false flax) is the source of this 1095-nucleotide messenger RNA. The record is from RefSeq and is a predicted model, not a curated record. NCBI's taxonomy places the organism in Eukaryota, Viridiplantae, Streptophyta, Magnoliopsida, Brassicales, Brassicaceae.